Helianthus annuus (common sunflower) is the source of this 816-nucleotide messenger RNA. RefSeq lists its product as uncharacterized. Bases 1 to 816 code for a protein of 271 amino acids. The record is from RefSeq and is a predicted model, not a curated record. NCBI's taxonomy places the organism in Eukaryota, Viridiplantae, Streptophyta, Magnoliopsida, Asterales, Asteraceae. The transcript is spliced from 4 exons.
AUGGCUCCUUAUGAAUUAUUGUACGGGAGAAAAUGUAGAACUCCCGUAUGCUGGGGUGAAGUGGGGCAGAGGGAGCUCGCACCAAGUGAAUUAAUAGCAUUAAUAAAUGAAAAGAUUGAAUUGAUUAGAGCUCGACUGAAAGCAGCCCAGGAUCGGCAGAAAGCUUAUGCAGACAAGAGAAGACGUCCCAUCGAAUUUCAAGUCGGAGACUACGUUCUACUAAAAGUAUCUCCAUGGAAGGGUAUAAUCCGUUUCCGCAAACGGGGUAAGCUAGGUCCUCGAUAUAUUGGACUGUUCAAAAUCUUGGCUCGAGUUGGAAGGGUUGCAUAUCGAUUAGAAUUACCGUCUGCUCUAGAUAGGAUUCACAAUACCUUCCACGUGUCGCAGUUAAGGAAGUGUCUUGCGGAUGAAACAACUUUAGUACCUCUCGAUGAUAUUGAGUUGGACGAGGGGUUGAACUAUGUCGAAAGACCAAUAGCCAUUAAAGAUGUCAAGGUGAAGAAUCUCCACAACAAAGCUGUUAGACAAGUGUUGGUUCAAUGGCAACACCGAAAGGGAUCGGAACUUACAUGGGAAUCAGAAGAUGAAAUGCGAAGAUACUACCCUUUUCUCUUUGGCUUGAAGGAAGAAGGUACAAGCACUAGGAAAACGGAAGGCACGCAAGAUCGAGGGUAUGCUCGUUUUACGGACGGGUCAUGCCCAACUUUUGUUAAAUUAAUGCACCAGCAGAGGUUGUGUUUAUCAGCAGAGGUUAUUUGCUACAACAGUCUUUGUGUUUAUCAGCAGAGGUUGUUUGGAACAACAGACUUUGCUUAA